AUGUGUUCGAUCAUCGUGUUCGCUGUUUUUGGCUUUGCUAUCUCGUCCGCUGUAGGCGAACCAAUUCGCCUGGAUUUGUUACGAAGAUCUGGCACUGACUACCAAGACAUGGCAGAUUGUCUUGGCGAAGGUUAUGUGGCGGGUGCCGAUGAAGUACAGCAUGAUCCUCCAGGAACAGAUGCAGAAAGGGCAGACAAAGUUUGUACUUUUUUGGGGGUAAGCGACUUCCCAGUGAUCCUUUUCUCACCUCCUUAGGAUGUGGAUAUGUGUAUAACCGUCCGGGAACAGAAGCGGAAAGGGGAAACAAAGUUUGUACUUUUGUUGGGGGUCAGCAAUAUCCCUCCGAUCUUUUCCUCGCCUCCCUAGGAUGUGGGUAUGUGUAUAACCGUCCGGGAACAGAAGCAGAAAUGGCAAACAAAGUUUGUACUUUUGUUGGGGGUGAGCAAUAUCCCUCCGAUCUUUUCCUCACCUCCCUAGGAUGUGGAUAUAUGUGUAACCCUUCAGGAACAGAAGCGGAAAGGGGAGACAAAGUUUGUUCUUUUUGGUGGGUAAAAAAUAUCCCUCCGAUCUUUUCCUCUCACCUAUAAUCGAGUUAAUCAGGCCUUCUACACAAAGACUAUACGCAACGCCCAGGAAAUGCUGUCCGGCCUGCUGAGCUAGACCAGAAAACCGUCCGUAUUUUUGAUUUGGUUAGAACGCACUAGCAGUCUGACACAAAGGUCUGUAGAGUAAAACUGGGGGAGACGCCGCGUGUGAGUCUCGCCUAACUUCACCCUCGUUAGUCGAGAGCUAACUACAAUCUAAGCGUUAAUUGUACAAUGCAGUGAACGGUACGCGGGAUAUAUAUGAUAUAUUUUUUUUGCAGAAAUUCCAUGACUGCCUCGUGAGGAAAAUUGAAAAUGCACCAGGAACAGUUCCCAAGAUUCUCUACCUUUCUGCAGCUUAUGAAUAUCAGCACCUUUAUAUCGCUCAUAAAGUCGGCUUGUGUUCAAACGUGCCCAUUUCGCCUAUAAAAACCAUCGCGGAAGACUCAGGUAUGACCAGGGCGGAUAAAUGUUGGGCGGUGAAACGAGCCCUCCGCUCUUCAUUUAAUGUGUGAUGCGGAGUAGGACUGGCACGAGUGCUCUUUCCGCGCUUCCGGUGCGCUUGAAGGCCGGCGAAAUUUUCCUUUUUGCAAACCGGAAAUCCUGUUUUCUUUCUGUAAUUUCAGGCUACAGUGUUAAAUAGAUAAAUUCGUUUCAUAACAAUAUCAAUAAACAGUUUCAUAUGUUGGUGUCUGUAUGCCUGUAAGUCAAACUUGUUGGUCGUAUAAUGCCAAAAUCUGAGUUUAAUUUGAAAGUGUUGAAUACCUCCUCCUUCCACUAAAUAUCACCUAAUCGUCUUUCGCCGUUUCGUCUGCAAAAGCUUAAGACUUCUUAACCGUAUAAUUGCGCAAAGCGCGAGCGGAACCGGAAGCGAGAAGCGAAGGAGUUUGACAUUGUCUAGGAGUACCCCAGCUUAUAGGCUGGUAGAAAAAAUGGUUGUGCGUCAAUGUACUUGAUGAAUUGAUGUGAGACUUUUUUCACUUUGAACUGUAGGUGUUAUGGAACAGGAUGGCUGGAGGAAAAUAUGUAAGUACAACGAUACCUACUCUUCCAUUUUGUAAGCAAUUUUUGACUUUUUAAUGGCCAAUUGCAUAUCAUUGACGCCAAGCCUUGAGUAAUGAUAUAUGUAAUAAAUAAAGUUAGAAUUAAACCCCUUCCAUACGGGUCCACGCAAAUUAUAAACGAACAAAAUCUCGCACGGAUCCGCCUUUCGUUCAAUCGGGACCUUCGGAACCGUAGACGUCUGGGGUCAUUAUACGUUUCUGGGAAACUCCCCACCUACCCCUUCCCCUAAGCCAACAUUUUGCACUUACAUCUAAAAUAUGGAAUCUUGUAACAGUACUGCAAUCUUUAAAGCUCUCUAACAGAACUUGCACAGUUCCGUUUAAAAGGGUUGCACUGGUAAAAAAUUCUUCCGUUUAAAAGUUUUUCCGGACCCGUGCAAAAGGGGUUUAAGGCAAAAAAUAUUUUUUUAAUAGUCUUAGAAAGAACAAAGUUUAAGACGAAGUCGAAUUUACGUUUAAAGUUCGGGAAAGGGCCCAUGACAAGUCACCUAUUAUAGAAUUAUCAGAUUCAGGGAGAAAUAACGCGCGCGAGUUCCUGACUAACUAAUCAGUACCUUCUGUUUUGUUUACUGAUAGCAUUGUCAUAUUAUCUGCAAAACUAUUGACACCUCGCUCGAAAUAAAAUGUGAAUAAACUAAAACAGCUUUCGAGCCUGUUAAUUAUCUGGACUUUCGAGAAUAGGGGUCCAGGACCCAGGAGAGCGACGGAAAUCGAACCCAUCUCAAGAUAGCUUAUAUGUUUUUUUUAACAGCCGGUCAACCUGAGGACUGCGUGGCAAAUCGCAUGGGUUUUUGCUUCAGCGAUAUGGAGACAUCGUUCGAGAACCAGCAUAACACAGUUAGCCCAAGCUUCAACUACAUCGAGUGCUAUGAAGCCAGUGAUCCUCAUCCAGCGUGCGAUCCCCCUUCGCAGAUGCUGAACGAUUUUAUUUGGAAUGGCCGCUCCAUCAUGAAAAAAGAGUGGGACAGAAUUAGGCAAUAG
This is a messenger RNA of Porites lobata, 2629 nucleotides long. The record is from the annotation of a GenBank genome assembly. Lineage: Eukaryota; Metazoa; Cnidaria; Anthozoa; Scleractinia; Poritidae.